AUGGGUAGCUGCUUCAGUAGCGAGGGAGACAAUAAUUCGGGCGGCGGAAAGAGCAUUUCUCCAGAACCAAAUUUCAAUCCGGUCACAUACUCCCCCAGCCAGGAGCUUAUUCGGUCUGCAAAUCGAGUUGUCAUUGCUGUUCGCUUCGUUGCUCAAACCGUAUUACAAAAUGGAAGCAAUCACUGGGUCAUUUUCCUACAAACUGGUCAAGAAGAGGCGGUUCGCAUCAACAUGGAUCCCUCGCUCACACUUGGAGCACAAACUCCAGGCCAUGGUUAUCGGGGCGCAAUGACAAUUACACAUCGCAAUCAUGCUGUUACAAGAAAUCAUGAAUUGAUGAUAAGCAUUCCAACAGGCCGCCAGCAUACGGUGGCUCAAUUCAUCGACACGAUUGUUGGGGCGCGUCAUCAUGAGUAUGACUUCACAACUGAAGGUAGAGGCUGUACCGGAUGGAUUCUAGAUCAAUAUCAUCUCUUCCUUCGUCAAGGCCUAAUCCCGCCAAAGUUUGAUGCGAUCGAGAGUGCUAUCAAUAUGGAAUGGAGACAAGGAAAGCCAAGUGGUGGACGGCAAGCCACUCGUGGCUUUUAUAUGAAAGAUACUCGAGGUGGUGGGUGGAGCAGAGAUGGUGCUGUUGCACGUCGAUAG
Molecule: messenger RNA, 645 nt
Organism: Glarea lozoyensis ATCC 20868
Lineage: Eukaryota; Fungi; Ascomycota; Leotiomycetes; Helotiales; Helotiaceae
Exons: 1
Coding region: 1-645 (214 amino acids)
Source: RefSeq, a predicted model, not a curated record